CUGCUUCGCGGUGCUCGGAGUCGGGGGCGCACCCUACAGCUCCCGGGGCCCGUAAGGGGGCGGCAGGGACCAGCGUCCGAGCGAGCCGCAAGGCCACCCUCUGACCCGCCCAGACUCAUCGCUCCGCCUGGACAUUCCCGCAAGUGGUCUAACCAGCCGGACCGGACGAGCCGAACUUGUCGCGGCUCCUGGCGGUAGCAGCAGGUGGCCCUGGACUUCCCUCCGACUCUGCUGCCGGUGAGGGCUGCUUGCUCCGUUGCGCUCGGUGGCCCUCUCCGCCCGCCCCCGCCAGGCGGGAUGGAGGCGGACGCGGACCAGGAGGAGCUGGCCCGGCUCCGCGCGAUCUUCGCCGCCUGCGACGCGAACCGCUCGGGGCGCCUGGAGCGCGAGGAGUUUAGCGCGCUCUGCGCGGAGCUGCGCGUGCGGCCGGUGGACGCCGAGGCGGUGUUCCAGCGGCUGGACACCGACCGCGACGGCGCCAUCACCUUCCAGGAGUUAGCCAGCGGUUUCCGCGGGGCCAGCCGCGGGGGGCGCCGCCGGGGCUGGGGCCCGCGCCCGCCUGCGCCCGCCGCGCCCGAGGUGGGGUCUGAGACCCGGGACAGCGAGGAGGACGAGGGCGACGGGGACGCCGCGGCGGCGCUGACCGCCUCGUGGCGCCCGCAGAGCCCCGGCCGGGCUUGGCUGGACUUCCAGGAGCGACUUGGGGACGAAGCCAAUUUCAUCCCCAGAAAAGAACAAGUUAGUACUCUGUAUCAAAACAUCAACCUCGUAGAGCCAAGACUAAUUCAGCCAUAUGAACAUGUUAUAAAGAAUUUUAUCCGUGAGAUCAAACUUCAAAGCACAGAAAUGGAAAACCUGGCCAUUGCAGUGAAGAGAGCCCAGGACAAGGCAGCCAUGCAGUUGAGUGAGUUGGAAGAGGAAAUGGAUCAGAGGAUUCAGGCUGCAGAGCAUAAGACACGGAAAGACGAAAAACGCAAAGCCGAGGAAGCCCUCAGUGACCUCAGGCGUCAGUAUGAAACUGAAGUGGGAGAUCUGCAGGUGACCAUCAAAAAGCUUAAAAAGCUUGAAGAACAGUCAAAACACAUAAGUCAAAAGGAAGAUGUGGCAGCGUUGAAAAAGCAAAUUCAUGAUUUAUCGAUGGAAAAUCAGAAAGUUAAGAAAGAUCUUUUAGAAGCACAGACAAACAUCGCUUUUCUUCAGAGUGAAUUAGAUGCUUUGAAAAGUGAUUAUGCUGAUCAGAGUCUGAAUUCUGAAAGAGACCUGGAAAUAAUCCGAGAGUACACAGAAGAUCGAAAUAGUCUUGAGAGGCAAAUCGAAAUACUCCAAACGGCUAACCGGAAGCUUCAUGACAGUAACGAUGGCCUUAGGAGUGCCCUCGAAAACAGUUACAGCAAGUUCAACAGAUCCUUGCGCAUAAAUAAUGUAUCACCAGGGAAUACAAUUAGUAGAAGCAGUCCCAGAUUCAAUGGUCAUUCUCUGCAAACUCUGGGCUAUGACAGGUCAUCUCGCUCUUCCUAUGUGGAUGAGGACUGUGACUCCUUGGCCCUCUGUGAUCCUAUGCAGAGGAUGAAUUGUGAAGUUGACAGCCUGCCUGAGAGCUGCUUCGACAGUGGCUUGUCUACCCUGAGGGAUUCCAAUGAGUAUGACUCGGAGGUGGAGUACAAGCUCCAGAGGGGAUUUCAGAGGACACACAGGGCUCAGGAGAGCUUUGGAGGUGAUGCUUCGGACACAGAUGUUCCUGAUAUAAGGGAUGAAGAAACAUACGGUUCGGAAGGUGUGGCUUCUGUCUUAGACUGGAAGCCCCAAGGCUUUGUUAGUGAAGGCAGCAUUGUGAGUUCAUCGAGAAAGCCCAUCUCCGCACUUUCCCCCCAGACAGACCUAGAGGAUGACAGCCAUAAAUCUUCCAGCUCGCAGAAGGCUUACAAGAUUGUGCUUGCCGGGGACGCUGCAGUGGGGAAGUCUAGUUUCCUCAUGCGACUUUGCAAGAAUGAAUUUCGAGGAAAUACAAGCGCCACCCUGGGAGUUGAUUUCCAAAUGAAAACCCUCAUUGUAGAUGGAGAGCGGACGGUCCUGCAGCUCUGGGACACGGCUGGUCAGGAGAGAUUCAGAAGCAUCGCCAAGUCUUACUUCCGAAGAGCAGAUGGCGUUUUGCUGCUGUAUGACGUGACGUGUGAGAAAAGCUUCCUCAACGUUCGAGAAUGGGUGGAUAUGAUUGAGGAUGCGAGCCCUGAGACUGUUCCUAUCAUGUUGGUAGGAAACAAGGCUGAUCUUCGUGACACUGCUGCUGCAGAGGGACAAAAAUGUGUUCCAGGAUUCUUUGGAGAAAAACUGGCCAUGACCUACGGAGCAUUAUUCUGUGAAACAAGUGCCAAAGAUGGAUCCAACAUUGUGGAAGCUGUGCUCCAUCUUGCUCGAGAAGUGAAAAAAAGAACAGAUGAGGACGACAGCAGAUCCAUUACCAAUCUGACUGGGACCAGUUCCAGAAAGUCAACACAGAUGAAGAACUGUUGCAAUAGCUAAAUUCCGAACAUCUUUGGCCUGUGAAGCCUUCAUUUCCCAACCACUGACUUUGGGUGGCUUGCUAGAAUGGUGCAUCCUACUGAAACUGUCAGAUGGCGAGUUGUGGAGUGGGAAAUCCAGACUGUUUCCUCUGGUCCUCCCAGAACCUCAGCUCUUUUUUGCUGUGUCUCUAAGAGCGACUUGGGCCCUCUGGCGGAAUAGA
Otolemur garnettii (small-eared galago) is the source of this 2722-nucleotide messenger RNA. RefSeq names its product RAS and EF-hand domain containing (gene RASEF). The coding region runs from base 298 to 2520 and encodes 740 amino acids. Gene Ontology annotation, molecular function: GTP binding; GTPase activity; calcium ion binding. The transcript has 17 exons. Lineage: Eukaryota; Metazoa; Chordata; Mammalia; Primates; Galagidae. The record is from RefSeq and is a predicted model, not a curated record.